GGCCAAGAAGAGGUGAGACAGAAAAGAGAACAGUCUAGAACCUGGGAUUUAAUCCUAAUGUAAACUCUGCCACCAGGAUGGAAGGGGAAUCUUUAAACAACGUUACCACUGUCAAUGGCACCCCAGUAAAUCACCAGCCUUUGGAACGCCAUGGGUUAUGGGAAGUCAUCACCAUCGCAGCUGUGACCGCUGUGGUGAGCCUGAUCACCAUUGUGGGCAACGUCUUGGUCAUGAUCUCCUUCAAAGUCAACAGUCAGCUCAAGACAGUUAACAACUAUUACCUGCUCAGCUUAGCCUGUGCAGAUCUCAUCAUUGGCAUCUUCUCCAUGAACCUUUACACCACCUAUAUCCUCAUGGGACGCUGGGCUCUUGGGAGUCUGGCCUGUGACCUUUGGCUUGCACUGGACUAUGUGGCCAGCAAUGCCUCUGUCAUGAACCUUCUGGUGAUCAGUUUUGACCGUUACUUUUCCAUCACAAGACCCCUGACGUAUCGGGCCAAGCGUACCCCAAAGAGGGCUGGUGUCAUGAUUGGCCUGGCCUGGCUGAUUUCCUUCAUCCUCUGGGCCCCAGCGAUCCUCUGCUGGCAGUACUUGGUUGGGAAACGAACGGUCCCACCGGAUGAGUGUCAGAUCCAGUUCCUCUCUGAGCCCACCAUCACAUUUGGCACUGCCAUUGCUGCUUUCUACAUCCCUGUUUCUGUCAUGACCAUCCUCUACUGCCGAAUCUACCGGGAAACAGAGAAGCGAACCAAAGACCUGGCUGACCUCCAGGGCUCUGAUUCCGUGGCCGAAGCUGAGAAAAGAAAGUCAACUCACAGGGCUCUGCUCAGAUCCUGCCUCAGCUGCCCUCGACCUGCCCUGGCCCACAGGGACAGGGACCAGACCUCCUGGUCAUCCUCCCGCAGGAGCACUUCCACCAUAAGGAAGCCGUCCCAGGUCACUGGCCCAAGCACUGACUGGCCCAAAGCUGAGCAGCUCACCACCUGCAGCAGCUACGCCUCCUCAGAAGAUGAGGACAAGCCCACUGCGGAGCCUGUCUUCCAAGUGGUCUACAAAAGGCAGGCCAAGGAAAGCCCAAGGGAAGAAUUCAGUGCCGAAGAGACCAAAGAAACUUUUGUGAAAGCUCAAACUGAACAAAAUGACUAUGACACCCCCAAAUAUUUCCUGUCUCCAGCUGCUGCUCAUAGACCCAAGAGUCAGAAAUGUGUGGCCUAUAAGUUCCGAUUGGUGGUCAAAGCUGAUGGGACCCGGGAGACCAACAAUGGCUGUCACAAAGUGAAAAUCAUGCCCUGCUCCUUCCCAGUGGCCAAGGACCCUUCGACAAAAGGCCUUGACCCCAACCUCAGCCAUCAAAUGACAAAACGAAAGAGAAUGGUCCUCGUCAAAGAGAGGAAAGCGGCCCAGACCUUGAGUGCCAUUCUCCUGGCCUUCAUCAUCACAUGGACCCCUUAUAACAUCAUGGUCCUAGUUUCCACCUUCUGUGACAAGUGUGUCCCAGUCACCCUGUGGCACUUGGGCUAUUGGUUGUGCUAUGUCAAUAGCACCGUCAACCCCAUCUGCUAUGCUCUCUGCAACAGAACCUUCAGGAAGACCUUUAAGAUGUUGCUUCUCUGCCGAUGGGAAAAGAAAAAAGUGGAAGAGAAGUUGUACUGGCAGGGGAACAGCAAGUUACCCUGAGCAGCUCACAGCUCCUCCUGGAAGAAUAAUGACCAUAGCCAACUUCCUCUCAGUGUGGGCAAGCUGAAUUUGGCUUGUUUAUUUUUUGAAAAGACAUCUGCCAUUUUGAGCCCCUGAGGACUUCUGUAAAGGCUGAAGGUCCAUUGCCAAAAGGAAGGAGUCACAGCUGCAGCAAUUUCUGUCACAUUUAAUGAUGCUUGCCCAUAACCAAAGCCACCUGAUGCCACUGGAGGUUGCCAAUGAAGUAAAAAGAGACUUGCCGCCCUUCACAGGAGGAAGCCCACUGGGUCACGAUGAGCAAUGGCUUAAGGAACUUUUGUCACCCUUCUGUGACACCCUGGGGAAGGAUCUGAGCAGGGACCAGGUGGAAACCUUCCCUUGUGGAAAUCUGUCCUAGAGUUUUGUGUAAUAUGUAUGAGUCUAUGAAGUUGUCUUGUGCGGUUGAGAACCGGGAGACCGUAAAUCAGUGUUACCUGUUAACAGAAGUGAUUAUUCAACUGGUUUCUAAGAAUCUAUUUCUUCACAAACUGAUCAAUGUUUAUCACACAGCUAUCAUGUGGUCUAUACUGUGGUAUGUUUUCCUGUCCCUACAUCUGAGUGCAGUGCGGCUCUUUCUCUUCCCUUUUAAAACAGAUGCCAAUUCCUGGUACUCACUGAAACCAUGCUGAUCCCCUUGGAACCAUCCUUCCUCUGAGACUGUGGGGUCCAGAAGGACACAGAAACCUGGUCAUACUCAGUCCUUUAGAGGGACUUCUGUUCUGCUAAUAAAGAUGAUCAAGUCU
Nycticebus coucang (slow loris) is the source of this 2458-nucleotide messenger RNA. RefSeq names its product cholinergic receptor muscarinic 5 (gene CHRM5). The transcript has a single exon. Gene Ontology annotation, biological process: G protein-coupled receptor signaling pathway, coupled to cyclic nucleotide second messenger; adenylate cyclase-inhibiting G protein-coupled acetylcholine receptor signaling pathway; gastric acid secretion. Bases 78 to 1676 code for a protein of 532 amino acids. Lineage: Eukaryota; Metazoa; Chordata; Mammalia; Primates; Lorisidae. The record is from RefSeq and is a predicted model, not a curated record. Gene Ontology annotation, cellular component: synapse; dendrite; plasma membrane. Gene Ontology annotation, molecular function: G protein-coupled acetylcholine receptor activity; G protein-coupled serotonin receptor activity.